AUGAUGGAAGAACUUCACCAAUAUAUUGAUCCGUUCAUUGGGAUCCUCAAAAGGACUCUCGAAUCAAUCGACAUUCCGAGCGCCAUCCAGGCGUACUACAUCUACACCUCCCUCGCCAUCCUCAUCGCAGCCAACAUCCCCGCCCUACAAACCCGCUUCUUCGACUACGGCGCCCGCGCCUCCUCCCAUAAUCCCACCCACCACGCUUCUCGAAACCCCAUAACUCACCUCCUCGACCUCCUCGCCACCUUCUCCGUCCCUCACGCCUAUUUCACCCACUUCUAUCUCCUCUCCACCCUCUCCUCCCUCCUCUGGCUCUUCCAAUUCCUCCACCCCACCGCUCCCCUCCUCUUCAUCCAAUCCCACUCCUCCCCCUCCCUUUCCUACCCUCUCCCCCCCGUCCCGCUCCUCGGCUCCCUUCUCCUCCUCCUCCAAGGCCUCCGCCGCCUCGCAGAAUGCCUCACCUGGCCCGCCUCCCGCACCUCGCGCAUGUGGUUCGCCCACUGGGUGGUCGGCCUGCUAUUCUACGCGACCAUGGGCGUCGCCGUGUGGGUGCGGGAGCUCGACGCUCUCGCUCAGGGGUUCCCGCAGACAUAUCUCAACAACCUCCUACGCGGUGAGCUGGACGUCCGCGCACUGCGAGCGACCGCCGUGGCGCACCCGACCCGCGUCGUCGUCCCGCUCAUCGUGUUUCUUGGAGCGAGCGUCGCGCAACAUCUCGCACAUCGGCAUCUUGCGGGGCUGCGGCGCUCGUCCUUGUCGGUCGGGGUCACUGAGUCGUCGUACCCCGAACCGGCCUCAGUCCCCAAAUCGGCCUCACACUCCUCCCCUCCCCGUCCCACCUACCGUCUCCCCACCCACCCCCUCUUCACCCACACCCUCACGCCGCACUAUCUGUCCGAAGUGCUGAUCUACCUCUGCCUGGCGCGCAUCACCGCGCGCGACGGGGAGGUUGUCAAUCCGGUUGUGAUGGCCGGGGCAGGGUUCGUCGCGGUCAAUUUGGGGGUGACGGCGGGGCGGACGGGGCGGUGGUAUCGGGAGCGGUUUGGGGAGAGGGUGAAAGGGAGGGCGAGGAUGGUGCCGGGGGUUUGGUGA
Eremomyces bilateralis CBS 781.70 is the source of this 1095-nucleotide messenger RNA. RefSeq lists its product as uncharacterized. The transcript is spliced from 2 exons. Gene Ontology annotation, cellular component: endoplasmic reticulum. Gene Ontology annotation, biological process: polyprenol catabolic process; dolichol-linked oligosaccharide biosynthetic process. The coding region runs from base 1 to 1095 and encodes 364 amino acids. Gene Ontology annotation, molecular function: 3-oxo-5-alpha-steroid 4-dehydrogenase activity. The record is from RefSeq and is a predicted model, not a curated record. NCBI's taxonomy places the organism in Eukaryota, Fungi, Ascomycota, Dothideomycetes, Eremomycetales, Eremomycetaceae.